AUGACAAGGGAUUUUGUUUGUGAAAAGGCUAAAAUCGAAGGGCGGCAGCGAGGUCAAUCAAUUAUUGAGAUUGAUAAGAUUGAAAGUCCAAAAAUGUAUGGAAUUUCGACUUGGGAGAGGUCAGGCUAUACAAAUUAUACAAUGGGAUUAAGAAGUGAUCACUGUUCUUUGGUAACAGAAACACACACUAUCACUGGAACAUGCCCCAACGGUAGACAUAUCGGUAUUCGCGCGUCCCCAAACAUCAAACAAAAAAACACCGAAAGACCCUUUGAAACCACGUUACAAAAAAGAUAUUGA
This is a messenger RNA of Funneliformis mosseae, 300 nucleotides long. The record is from the annotation of a GenBank genome assembly. NCBI's taxonomy places the organism in Eukaryota, Fungi, Glomeromycota, Glomeromycetes, Glomerales, Glomeraceae.